GGGGGCACCUGUUGUUCGGUUCGGCACUUCCUGGUGUGAGAAACGUGCUUUUAUGUUUCACACACAUUGAACGGCUGGAGUUACCAACGCAGCGUCUGUACAUAAAGACAGAAAGAUAUUCCCGCUGGAGUUGUACAGCUGAACAUGACAGCAUCAUGCCAAGUUCCAAGCCCAAGUACAAGCGGCUGCCCCAGGCAGACCUGACGGAUGAGGACCAGACAGUGUACUCUCGUGGGGACGGCGAGGCUGGAGGGCACACUAACAACAAUGUCCCUGUGGGCAGGAGUCAGGACAGGGAGAGGUGCUGUGGUGGAGUCUACCUCAGGACAUACGCACUGUGUGCAGCCUUCCUGGGAUUGGGGGUGUGUAUCGCCAUGGUCGGUCCCACCCUGCUGGACCUGGCGGCUAACGUCCACGCCGACAUUGCUCACAUCUCCUACAUCUUCACGGCACGCUCCGUCGGGUACCUGGUGGGGUCUGCCGUCGGAGGCGUCCUGUUUGACACGUUCGACCAACACCUGCUGCUGGGACUGAGUCUCCUCCUCAACGCCAUAGGCUUUGCUGUGAUACCCUGGGCCAAACGACUGUCCAUCAUGGGUGUACUCAUCUCCUUCACAGGGGUGGCAAUGGGCUUCCUGGACACAGGAGGCAACGUCCUGUGUUUGAACCUUUGGGGACAGAGAUCAGCUCCUUACAUGCAGGCUCUACACUUCAGUUUUGGCAUGGGAGCAUUCAUUGCACCCUUAUUGGCCAAGAACUUCAUCAGCCUGUCAAGCAGCAACAGCUCUGUCCUGAUCAACACCACUGUACAGCCCAGCAGUCAGCCUGCCGCACCGCACAGGAGACAUGUACUCAACCUGUCUGGUGUGGAGAUAGACCAGUCUGUUAAUAGAUACCCCCAACAGUUAGACUCUCAGCAGCAAAUGCUGGAUACUCUUCCUGAAAAUGGAAUCAGCAACAAAGACGUUGGACUUGCCAGCAAAUGGAAUAGUAAUUUCUACAGAACUUAUGAUACAAACUUAGCAAACAGUGAAAAGGAUACCAAGAACAAGCAAUCAGGGGUGAUGGGUACAUCUAUCAGUUGGACAGGAAGGUGGAAAAAUAUCCAGCAUGAAAAAAACGUCGACAUGUCUAGCCACGGUCUCUUCACAUCUGAGACCCUGGCUUCUGGUAAUGUUCUUCAUCAACCCAGGAGGAGAGAGCUGACGGGUGGAUCGGAGGAGGUUGGAUCUGGUGAAGAGGAACCGAAACAGAUGAAGAACCUCUCUGAUGGAAGGGAGAGUCCAUUUCUGGAGGAGCAGGAGGGCAGUGCUGACGACACUGCAGCAGCGGAAAGAGAUCCUGACAGUAGUCAACAUCACCAUCAUCAUCAUCAUCAUCAUCACGACAAUCAAGGUCCAUUGGAAGAUGAAGAGACUCCAGACAAAAAUGUGCCAUCAACCAGUCAGCCACUGUCAACCAAACAACUGAUGGGAAAAACAACUAAACGAGAUACAAGCACCACUCCUGAGGGGAAACAGAACACUACCCACACAAGCUCAGUGCCUGACAAGAUUAACGCUGUCUACACGAAAGGCAAGGAACUCGUUCAGUCCAUCAUGUCAGAAAUGUCCAAGUUGAGCCCCAUACGAUGGGCGUAUUUGAUUGUUGGGGUGUUCCAGUUUCUUGUUGGUAUAACAUUCAUGGUGUUUUACUGCACCAGCUCCUACAAGUUUCUGGGUGGACAGCAGGUUCCACACGGUGCCUCUGAACCAGACAGAGCCUUCACCGUCAAAGUCCUGGUUCUGCUCUUCUUCUUCUUUUUCAUCUACGUCGGAGUGGAGGUGGCUUAUGGGUCUUUCAUAUUCAGCUUUGGAACCAAGAGCAAGCUCCAUCUGUCUAAAGAUGAUGCAGUGGGACUGAACACCCUGUUUUGGGGGACAUUCUCCCUUGUACGUGGCACGGCCAUCUUCACAACAAAGUGCCUGUCUGUCAAAGUCAUCUUAUUGCUUAACCUGGUCGGAGCUAUAGUGUCUUCCCUUGGACUCUGUGUGUACGCAGAACACAACAGGACAUUGUUGUUUGUGGCCACAGGGAUUUUUGGCGGCUCGAUAUCGACAGUCUUUCCUUCUGCCAUCUCCUGGGCGGAGCGUUACAUCCACGUGACAGGCAAGGCUGCAGCAGUGUUUGUGGUCGGGGCUUCCUUUGGUGAGAUGGUGAUGCCUGUACUGGUGGGGACCAUGUUUGAGAGGAGUCCAAUGUGGCUGAUGUACUUCUCCCUCGGUGGCUCGGUGCUCGCCAACGUCCUGUUUGUGGCCCUGCAGUGGCUGGUGUCCAGUCGAGGGGAGAAAUACGCCCUCCCUCCCCCAAACUUCCUCUGGACAGAAGAUGAGGAUGACGUGAAGAUGGAUGUGAUAGAGAUGGCUCCAGUACAGAUAGUGGAGGAAGGAGAAACACCGCUGCAAAAGAUCACAGAGCAGUUACGGAGCACGCCUGCUGGCAAGAUCCUGCAGGGAAAGGGAGACAAGAAGGACUGAUCUGGGUUAGCUGUGAAGAAGGUUUCCUCAUUAAGAUAAGAUUGUAGGUACAGUCAAACUUGUCUAAGACAUGCAGACUGAGUGGUCUUCUUAGCUUUCUACACAAAGCAUGUUGACAAAACUGCAACUAUUUUUCCACCUAUUUCGCAAUAAACUGUCCCAAUGUGAUCCAAAGUGACCCAGUCAGACUCAGAGACAUUUUACAAGACUAAGUGCAAAGACUGACAUGCUGUUGAAGUCCAUCAGGAUUUCUCACUACCAGGUAGUUAUCAUCAAAAAACGUUUUCAGCCAACACUUGAAAAUUAUACAGUCAUGAUAGUCAGAGAUGGGGCCAUGCAUGUGCAGUGACGGUCUCAAAUCGUGGCAGUGGUAGUCAGGUUGGUGUCUAUUGGGAAAAAAUUGUGACCCAGAAAUGGUCAUCAUGGUCAGAUUGUCAGCCUCUAGAGGUGGUUGCUUGGGCAAGUUUGACUGUACCAUACCUGUAGAUAGAAUCCUGUUCACAAAUGUGUAGGAUGAGGCCUAAUGUAAGGUUAUUGAAGCAAGAAACAGUUGAAGCCAGCUGAAGGAGAGUAACAACGAAUUUUCAUAAAAUUAUUUGGAGUUGGACCUGUCUUGAUAAUCUCAGUAACCUCAGGUCAAAGUGAACAUAAGGAAGGAAAAUUAGAAAUAUACAUGUACAUGAUGUGUGUACAUGUAUUAUGUAUGACACGAAAAGCCAACAUUGCAAACAAAUGCAUAAACGUUUCUCAUUUUUUAGAAAAUAUUGAUGAAUUCUUUUACACUGUAUGAUAAUUUAUUAUGAUGAAGAGCAAUGGUGCUAAAAAGUAUAGAGCAUAUUAUUUGAAUAUGUUGCAUUGGUGAAAACAACAGAAAUUCCUUCCUAUAAUGAUCAUUCAAGUUGCUUGUCUGAAUGAAAAAUUAAUGCAUCAACUUGAAGAAUAUUAUCUCAAAAAAAAAAGUACCGGUAGCCAACAAAUCUCUCUGUCAUUAUCAAUUUUUUUCCACCGAUAUAUCUAUUUAACUCUUGAAUUUAAGGGUGAAAUCUAGUUGCCAAUGGGUAUUUUGCAAUCAAAGGUUAGUACUUUGAAUUACAUGUACAAUGUAGAAAGUACUCUUAUGGAUGAGUACAGGUCCAUUGGAUGACACAUGGACGGGAAGAUUUGGAAAUUUUUAUGGGAACCAGGGUGUGACUAUAUACACAAGUAAUUAUUCUAUUUCCCGAAACUUAUGCUGAACGCCAAACACACACACAUCUAGGACAAACAAACCUGUCCUUGGUGAUGAACACCAUCCACACACAUGCAAACAUGCCUGACCUUAGUGCUGAA
Molecule: messenger RNA, 3845 nt
Organism: Branchiostoma belcheri (Belcher's lancelet)
Lineage: Eukaryota; Metazoa; Chordata; Leptocardii; Amphioxiformes; Branchiostomatidae
Product: sodium-dependent glucose transporter 1A-like
Exons: 6
Coding region: 156-2516 (786 amino acids)
Biological process (GO): transmembrane transport
Source: RefSeq, a predicted model, not a curated record